Molecule: messenger RNA, 318 nt
Organism: Miscanthus lutarioriparius
Lineage: Eukaryota; Viridiplantae; Streptophyta; Magnoliopsida; Poales; Poaceae
Source: the annotation of a GenBank genome assembly
AUGGACAUCCUCGCCUCACCGUCCGCCUCCGCCGGCCGCCUCUUCAACACCGGAGGCCCGCCGCCCCGCUUCUCCGACGACGGCGUCAAGGAUUCCACCGGCGAGGACGCCGCCUCCGACCGCCGCCCUGAGCGGGACCCCUCCAUCCCCAAGCUCUUCACCGGAGACGUGCUGGACCUGUUCCCCGAGGCUGCGAGGCGGGACCUGCUGCUGGCGUUGGCGGAGGACGGCGGCGCGGCGUCCAUGAUCACCGGCUUCUCCCCGCGCGGGUGGUGGGUCUCCAAGGAGGAUGCCAGGAUGGCGACGCAGUGCAGCUGA